This is a messenger RNA of Cydia amplana, 2012 nucleotides long. RefSeq lists its product as uncharacterized. The record is from RefSeq and is a predicted model, not a curated record. Lineage: Eukaryota; Metazoa; Arthropoda; Insecta; Lepidoptera; Tortricidae. The transcript has 14 exons. The coding region runs from base 83 to 2008 and encodes 641 amino acids.
GGGUGUCAAGUAUUGUUAGAACUGUAUUAUUUAUCAUAGUAUUUAUUUGAGUUUUAAUUUGUUUUCCACGCAUUAAACAACAAUGAGUGAGACAAAACUUAGUAGUGAUGAAGUGCCUGCCAAAUUUGCGGACUGGCUGCUGGCAAUGGGUUGUCCUCCUGAAAAAGUACCAACAGUGGACAAAAUCUCACAGAUGUGCCGUGGAACGUACUAUUUAGUGUGGCGCAGUCUUAUGGAACAGGUGGAAUCAAGAGACAUCAUAAAACAGAAGAGACUGCAAGUUUUCGCUGAUGAUGUUCGGAGGUGUAAGAAAAAGAAUCUAUUUACAGAACAUGACACAAAUGUGCUGAUACCACCAGAGCUCACACUGUGGCGGCAACAAACGGAAGUGCGGCAGAAGGUGCUGGAAGCCGAGAGCCGCAUCACUGAAGCCAAGAGAGACCUCAGCGAGAUCAUGGACAAGGUGUCUAGCAAAAUGUCCCAGCGCAACCUGGCCCGUCAGCGACUCCGAGACCUGCAGCGAAGAGGCUGGCUCCUCCAACUCCUCGCAGACGAUCUCCGCACCAAGAAACAGAGUCUUAUUGAGACACGCACUAUAGCUGAAGACAUGUGCGCUGUACAGGACCAUACUGAUGUGCAGUCAAAACUAGACAGAUGUCUAUCGUCCCAGCGUCGUCAGCCAGCCGUCGCUGCGGCCUCCGUGGCGUCCUCCACCAUGAUCAGCAACAGCAGCACGAACGUAGCCAACAAUGGCGAUUUGGAAGAGGAGCACAUAAGUCAGCUAGUGGCGUGCCGCGGCGACGCACUGUGGGCGGAGUUAUACGCGCGUAGGGCUGCUCUUGUCAACUCAUUGAGCAACAGAGGAGAGCCCACAGUGGACAAUAACCGGCCAAGUUUCCAAGCGGUCCUAAGCGAAACCGCAGCACUGCAAUGCACUUUGACACUAGAGGCUUUCAAGUGUCGUGAAAUGACGAGACUCGCUCAACAACGGCUUGCACAAGCUGUUGAAGCAUUGAACAGUGACCUAACCGGCGAGGCUUGCGAGCUGCUAGUGCUCCGGUGCGAGCGAGCGCGGACAGAGUCGCGAGUUGUCGCACUGCGCGACGCGGUGCGACACGUCGCCGAGGCCGAGGGCUUGUUUGCCACCAGCCGGGCUGAGCCGCAGCCAGCACACAACCAGAUAUAUAAGAUUGAUAAAGCUAUUGAAUCCAAGAGAGACGAAAUCAAAAGCGUGACAUCGUCUCUAGCCUCGAUGGAGAGGAAAAUACAGAACGUGAGAGAGUGUCUAACGACCAUAUUUAAUGGUUUUCGCAACGACGCCCCGGACGCCAAUAUCAGCCACGCCAGAGGGCUGCAGCUAGACCUGCCCUCAGACUCCGUGGGAAGCCUUCGUCAGUUCUACGAGAAACGGCGCUCUAGAGCCAAGAUGGAGCUGAGCAUGGAAUUCGACGUCUCGGACAAUUCAUUCAAUGACCAAUCAGAUUUGGGCAACGCGCGAUUCAUUGACGAGCUCAGAAUAUACUUGAAGAAAUUCAAUCUGGAGAAAAAUAGAAAACUGGUUUUAGAAAGCGGCGAAAAAAUCUGGAUAUUCGAAACGCUCCGAUCCACCGCUUCCCGCCUGCAAGCUCGCUGGCUCACCGCCGACAUCGCAAGCGGACUUACGUGCCCGUCGCAGUCUCUUCCACACAACGUACUGGGCCUCGUCAAGGCUGUCGGCCAUAAAGCUAGGCUACGGAGCGUCGGGCAAAGUGAAAUAGACUUAAAUGUCAAUGUUGACAUCAACAAACACAUAGACGAAGAAGGCCAAAUCAUAGACAAAAUAAAGAAACGGCUCGACGAGAACCUGCGCAGCCUCCAGAAGACCAGCAAGACCCUAGACCAGGGCAAGGAAAACCUUAGUCUAUGGUCGAACAAUCAGUUCAAAAACCACAUCUCUCAUCAGCGCACGGUUGACGGCAAACCGUAUAAGGCUUAUGAGGCUUAUUAUUUGGAAGCGUUGAGUUUCUGAACGU